Messenger RNA from Chrysochloris asiatica (Cape golden mole), 1347 nucleotides. Its product is annotated as zinc finger protein 709-like. The transcript has 5 exons. Bases 1 to 1347 code for a protein of 448 amino acids. The record is from RefSeq and is a predicted model, not a curated record. Gene Ontology annotation, molecular function: DNA-binding transcription factor activity, RNA polymerase II-specific; RNA polymerase II cis-regulatory region sequence-specific DNA binding. Lineage: Eukaryota; Metazoa; Chordata; Mammalia; Afrosoricida; Chrysochloridae. Gene Ontology annotation, biological process: regulation of transcription by RNA polymerase II.
AUGCCGACCACGCUGGGCUUGUUGGAGGCCAGUGGACAGUCACUGGUGGGCACGAAGCAGGUCGUGUGCUGCAAACAGAUGUUGGAAAUGGCAUCCAGGGUUGAGGGAUGCCGGCCGACAGGAGCACACCGUGAGCCAGCGAAGGCCACUGUCUCCAUUGUGCUGCGGGGAGAAUCAUCCAGUCCUGAACUGGUGUGCUGGGGACCUGGGACAACCAGCCUGCACCUCCCUACGUCACAGGCCUGGUGUGUGGACCAAACCGUGUUCAUCUGCUGCCAAGCUGCCCAGGGCUCUGCGUUCACUCCCGUCCCUCUCCCUGAAGUAGCUGCUUGGCUUAGAGACGACAUUCACACAGACGUCUGGAAGCUGGAGCGCAGAGAUGGUGAGUUCUACAGAGAACGGGGUUCUUCUUACCAUAAGAGGGACUCGGUGGUCGUUGAGGACGUGACCAUGGUCUUCAGCCAGGAAGAGUGGACCCUUCUAGAUCUUGCUCAGCGGAAACUCUACAAAGAUGUGAUGAUGGAAACCUACAGAAACUUGGCCUCCGUCGUCUCUCAAAACCUGGAUGACGAAGAAAAGGUGCCCAGUGACCACACUGAGCCUACAAUGAUGCAGUUCAUGAACGAUAGCGCCUGGUCCUCCACGUUCGGAGAACUCUCCAGAUCUCACGGCGACGACGAUCAGCCGAAAACCCACAGGAGGCAUUUGAGAAGUAAGUCUUAUGAAUGUAAGAAAUGUGGGAAAGCCUUUAGUGAGGCCUCAUCCCUCAGGACACAUAAAAGAACUCACAAGGGAGAGAAGCCUUAUAAAUGUAAGGAAUGUGGGAAAGCCUUCAGGUGUUCCUCAAACCUCACUACACACAUAAGGACUCACAGUGGGGAGAGGCCUUAUGACUGCAAGGAGUGUGGGAAAGCCUUCACGCAGCUCUCAGCCCUCACCACACACAUAAGGACUCACACUGGGGAGAGGCCUUAUGAAUGUAAGGAAUGUGAGAAAACCUUUAGUCGAGCUUCAUCCCUCACUAAACACAUAAGGACUCACAGUCGAGAGAGGCCUUAUGAAUGUAAGGAAUGUGGGAAAGCCUUCAGUCACGCCUCGUCCCUCACGACACACAUAAGGACUCACACCGGAGAGAGGCCCUAUGAAUGUAAGCAGUGUGGGAAAGCUUUUAUGUGGUCUUCAAACCUUAACAGACAUUUGAGAACUCACAGUGGAGAGAAACCUUACGAAUGUAAAGAAUGUGGGAAAGCCUUUAGUCAGACCUCCAACCUCAUUCGCCAUGUGAGAGCUCACAGCGGAGGUGCUACGCUGUGUCAGAAGUGGGACGUCUCCUUCUUGCUGCUAUAA